AUGUCUAACGUGCCAAUUAUCGCAGGAACGCUUCAGACAGAUCCCAGGUCGGGUGGGCAAACCAAAAAGAGCGGUGUCAACCCGUUGCCAGAUAUUUCCGAGACUUGGGAAAAGAUCCGAGAUAACAACAACAACGAAGUUGAUUGGUUGAUUGCUGGGUAUAUAGGUGGAAGCAAGACAGAUAUUGGCGUCAUCAAGAAAGGAACCGGCGGCUUGGAGGCAGCUGCCAAGGAACUUCCAGACGGAGAGCCUAUAUUCGGUGGAUGCCGCCUCAACAAGAAGGGACGAUUUGUCAAGUUUUAUUAUUGCAGCGAAAACACCUCUGGAAUGAAGAAAGGGCGCGCCGCCAUGCACAAGAACGGAGUUCUGAACGUAAUGGAAGGUUGUGAUGGAGAAGUCAAAAUUUUACCUGACAUGACAGAGGACGACAUCGAAAAGAUCUAUUAG
Messenger RNA from Seminavis robusta, 447 nucleotides. Lineage: Eukaryota; Bacillariophyta; Bacillariophyceae; Naviculales; Naviculaceae. The record is from the annotation of a GenBank genome assembly.